Closterium sp. NIES-65 is the source of this 3897-nucleotide messenger RNA. Lineage: Eukaryota; Viridiplantae; Streptophyta; Zygnematophyceae; Desmidiales; Closteriaceae. The record is from the annotation of a GenBank genome assembly.
AUGUCGUUGUUUUGUCUGCAACCCCCCCACCCUCCUUCCCACUUCAAACUCCUCCCCCCUCUCCCCCGCCGCCACCCUCCACCCUAUCUUCUCCCCAUUCCAACCCCAUUUCCCGCCACACGUGUCCGUCUUUGUCCCCUUUCUCCAUGCGCCCCUCUCCUCUCCCUUCAACCCUUUCCCCACCGCUCCCCCUUCUCCCCCGUUCCCCUCUCAGUGGCGGCGCUGCUGCAGCAGAAGGCGGAAUGGGGAAAUCCCCCCCAGCUGCGCUCGUGGGCGGUGGGGGGGGAUCCGUGCGCGGAUGGGUGGUGGGGUGUGGUGAGCUGCACAAAGGACGAGUUCAACGAGACGAGAGUCUCUGCACUCAUGCUUCCAGGGAUGGGACUUGAAGGCUCGCUCUCACCCGACCUGGGAAGACUUUCCUUCCUCACUUUCCUGCGCCUCAAGACUAGGCUCGCUCUUGCCCGACCUGGGAAGACUUUCCUUCCUCACCUUCCUCCUGCGGAACUGCUCCCUGUCGAGCCACAUCUCUGCUGUGUUCCCUCUGCGCUCCGUCCGACUGCUCCCUCCACACUGCAAGUGCUGCUGCUCGACUCCAACCGCCUGCAACGCCCUUUCCUCACUGCCCCGACUCUCCCUCCCCUCUCUUCCCCACUCUCUUCCCCGUGCUCUCCCCAUCUCUUCCCCCAAAGCAGCAGCCUGCGCAACUGCUCCCUAACGGGUCGCAUCCCAGCUGUGUACGGUGCUCUCACCGCGCUGCAAGUGCUGCUGCUCGACUCCAACCGCCUGCAAGGGCCGCUGCUGGGGGAGGAGUCCAGGGGAAUGCAGAACCUGCAGCACGUUGAUCUGUCGGAUAACGAGUUGGAGGGAGGUGUCUCCUUCUUCCCUAGACUUGCGUCGCUCAAGCACCUGGUGUUGGACAACAAUCCCAUUGGAGGGUCCCUCCCUGCUGGAUUCUCGGUUCUCACCAACCUUGUCACAAUACGUAAAUUCCACAUCUUCCCCUGUCCCCUCACUCCCUCUUUCCCCCCAAUUCCCCUCUCUCACCACUGCGUGCUCGCACCACUGCCUGCUCUCACCACUGCGUGCUCGCACCACUGCCUGCUCUCACCACUGCCUGCUCUCACCACUGCCUGCUCUCACCACUGCCUGCUCUCACCACUGCCUGCUCUCACCACUGCCUGCUCUCACCACUGCCUGCUCUCACCACUGCCUGCUCUCACCACUGCCUGCUCUCACCACUGCCUGCUCUCACCACUGCCUGCUCUCCCUUGCCCCCCCACUCCCUGGCCCCCAUUCCCCACUCCCUGGCCCCCAUUCCCCACUCCCUGGCCCCCAUUCCCCACUCCCUGGCCCCCAUUCCCCACUCUCCUCUCCCCCUCUCCACCUCUCCCCUUAUCCCCCUUUCCCCCUGCCCUUUUCCCCUUCCGCACUUGCAGCUCUAUGUCGCGCUGCCAGCUGGAGAACGCCCUCUUCAACACAUCGCUCCUCAUCAACCUGCAAAAGAUUGACUUCUCCAACAACCUGUUUAUUGGCUUCUUCCCAGAAUCCAUGUCCAAUCUUCAAGCAUUGGCUGUCCUAAACGCGGACAACAACAAGAUAAACCUACAACUCCCGGACCUCUCAGCUGCAGCGGCCUCGGGCGCGCUACACUACGUCUCCCUUAUAAACAACCAGCUUGACGACACAGGCGGCAAGGUCCGCCGGAAAACGCCGAAGUAUCUCAUAGACGUCAUUUCCAACAACUCCCUCCGCCUUUGGGGAAACCCUUUCUGCAAUUUCACCCUCGUAAUCCCAGCGCUCGCUCCCGCCUGCGACCGCUCUAACGAGAAAAUUCAGCCUCCGGUUUUCCUCCCCUCCCCCGGUUCCUCCCUUGAUGAUAUUGUCUUUACCUCAGACCCGUUCUGUCCCUCCCACACCUGCGAUCCUACCGCCGCUGCCGCUUACCCCAGCUUUUAUGCCUACCGGGUGGCAGCGGCGUGCGUCUGUGCCAAGGCGCUAAAAGUCUUUCUUAGGCUCGUGCACUCGCCGAAUCUGUUCUUCUCUAAGUCUCUAGCAACAGACCUGCAGAGGGGUUUGGAGGCGCAGUUUGGGUGGGAAACCGGGCAGGCGUGGAUUCGGCAGGUUCGGACGAAAAGGGACGGCUCUCAGCUGCUGGAGGUUUUGAUUUUUCUGCCCGGCGGGCAGAAAUGGACGGCUGCGAUUGUGAAUGCAGUGGUGAUGAGGUUCGUACGGCAUAAUGUCUCCAUGGGAGUCAGCUACGGGCCGUACCGCUUCGAAGGUUUCGUCUCGCCCAUUCCACCGCCACCACCCAACGUCCCUCCUCCACCUCCUCCCGCCCCCUCCAAAACCUCCUCCAUCCUCUUCCCCGUCCUCUUCACCUCACUCCUCCUCGUCAUCAUCCUCCUCCUCUUUCUCUGCUGGCGAUCCAACAUCUGGGGACGACCCAACAACACCCCCCCCUCUACAGUCACACUCACAACCCUCAAGAUCCCAGGGGUGAUGAAAGGAGACGAGUGGGAGAUCACGAUCAGUCCGUCGGAUUCGAAGAGAAUCAACGGCCGGCAGACGUUCCUGGUGCAUGGGGUUUGUUUCUUCAGAUACGACGAUUUGAUUGCGGCUACCGACCAUUUCUCGCACGUGAUUGGCCACGGAUCCUUUGCUGACGUGUACCUCGGGCACCUGGACGAAAGCCUGCUCCCGGAAUCAGCCGCUGCGGGGAAAGACAAAGGGCAGGCGAACGGGCAGAUUGAAAAGAAGCCGGAUGGCGCUCUAGGCAGUGGUGCUGCUGAGAUAGAUUCCUCUCCUGCUGCUGGUGCUGCUGCUGGUGGUACCGAUACUGAAGUUUCCUCCACCACCACUCCUUCGACUGUGAAAGAAGCACCGUUCGACUCGUCCCAAGGGACACCGGUGGCAGUGAAGCGCGUGCGCGAAGCAGCUCUCCGCUCUGACUUCUCCCUCUCCACCUUCAUCAACGAAAUCAAAGUCCUCUCCUCCAUAAGCCACCCCAACCUCGUACCCCUUAUAGGCUUCUGCAGGGAAGCGCAGGAGCUCAUGCUCGUCUACACCUACGCUCCAAACGGGUCCCUAUUCGACAAUCUCCACGGCGGGCUGAAAGAGCAAGGCGGGUUGAGGGACUGGGGGAGGAGGAUAGAUGUGCUGGUCGGGGCGGCGAGGGGGUUGGAGUAUCUGCACGGGGGGUUGGAGGUGCCGAUUGUUCAUUCCGAUGUGAAGCCGGAGAAUAUUCUCAUUGCUGCGUCGGGGGAGGGGUUGCUGUCGGAUUUUGGGCUGAGUGAGUUCGUGCGGGAGGCUUCGGUGCACACAUCUGCUUCGACAAUCGUCAGAGUAAAGGGAUCCGUGGGUUAUGUGUGUCCGGAGUACUCAUCAACAGGAGUGCUCAACUCCAAGUGCGACGUGUACAGCCUUGGGAUUGUCAUCUUGGAGACGCUCACGGGCCUGCCACCUCAGAUAGAGGACCAGCACCUUGGGACCUCCACGCACAUCCGCGACCUGGUGUCUGCAUUGCUCUGGAAGCACGACAGCAAUCCCUCAGCAGUGCUAGACCCUGCACUGCCCUCCAACCUCCCCAAAGUCCCUGCCUGGCGCCUGCUGCAGCUGGCUCUGCUCCUUCCAACUCAACUCACCGCUCUCCCCCUCUCUCGCCCCCUCUCAACACCAAAUCAACCCCCUCUGCAGGUCUCUGCAUUGCUGAGGAAGCACGACAGCGAUCCCUCAGCAGUGCUAGACCCUGCACUGCCCUCCAACCUCCCCAAGGUGCCCGCCUGGCGCCUGCUGCAGCUCGCUCUGCGCUGCACUGCUCCCACCGGACGCGAUCGGCCGCACAUGGGGGAGGUGCUAUCUGAGCUGCUCUUUGUCCAGAACGCAGUGAGGAAAUCGUGA